Episyrphus balteatus (marmalade hoverfly) is the source of this 1262-nucleotide messenger RNA. RefSeq lists its product as uncharacterized. Lineage: Eukaryota; Metazoa; Arthropoda; Insecta; Diptera; Syrphidae. Bases 736 to 1209 code for a protein of 157 amino acids. The record is from RefSeq and is a predicted model, not a curated record. The transcript is spliced from 2 exons.
UUUUUUUAUUUUUGUUUUUCAAUAUACAAACAAUCAUUGUUUUUUUGAAUUUAUUUUUGAGAACACAACAAGAGCGCAAAGUGGCUUCCCAUGGUCUAUUUUUAGGCAAGCCCACAGCCAGUGUGUAAAGAUUUGUGUUCUUUGGGUUUUUCAAAAAAAAAAAAAAAAAAAAAAAAUCAAGAGCCCUGUAGAGAGCAAAAUGCAGUGUUGGCUCUGACGAGAAUGAAGAUGAGAACUGAGGAGUGUGUUUGACAUAUAAACAGGCGGCACUAUAGUAACACCAGCCAGCCAUAGGCAAGAUACACUACAGACUACACACAUUGGAUAUUUAUAGAUACUUUGUACGAUUCGGAGAUAUUUACAGAUACUUUGCAUCCAUAUGUGAGGAGAGUAAAACAUCACUUGGCAGUGAAUUUUUUUUUUUUUUGGUUUUUCAGUUCCAUUGAAUUUUCUUCUUUUCGAAUUUCGAAUCGCACUUGUGAUGGCCUAAAAAAAGAUUAUGAAAACUACAUGAACCAUCAUUCCACACCAUCCAUAGAGGCCAUGUGAAAAGGGUGUAGUACGCACAUGAAAAAUAAAGUGUUCGAGCGGGAAAUCUGAUUUUGUUUCUGGAUUUGGAAUUUUGAAAAACUCGAGGACGUAUAAGGAAGGAGUCACUUGUGUUGGCCAAAUCAGUCUGUCAGUUGCUGGAUCAGUGAGCGGAUCAGGAGAGGAGACACAAAAAUUUGAAAAACGAUGUUUAAACACACAGUUACUAUGGAUACGUUUGGUGAAAGGAUAAUUAAACGAAAUCCUUCUUCGAUGAUGUCAGCAGAGAGAAGGAUAACUGCUGAUCAAAUUUUACAUUUGUGUAGACUUUUAGCAGAUCAGUCAAGAACCAAAUCCUUUGAUCGAAGAAGAAUUGAAGAAGAUUGUAGCAGUUCAAUGGAAAUACAAAGUGAAGAUAUAACAAGCAGUCGAUCAUCGGAUCAGGAGUUUUGUGAUCGAAUAAAUACCUCAGAAUGUCAGAACCAGGAGAGAAUUCUUAGUCAUGAUGACCAAAUUAAUCCAUCAGAAAAAAUAACAACAACCACAACACCCGUCAUAAAACAAGUGAAAAAGGAUAUUUUGAAUAAAAUUCGAAAUCAAAUAUUUGAAAGAAAACGUCAGAAACUUGUGACAGUGCAGAAGAAGAGAACUGUCAGCAGCGCUGUUUGGCGACCUUGGUGAAUGAAAACAAAUACAUUUUUUGCGGUGCGGUAGUGAUAUAAAAAUAAUUAUGU